Molecule: messenger RNA, 855 nt
Organism: Pneumocystis murina B123
Lineage: Eukaryota; Fungi; Ascomycota; Pneumocystomycetes; Pneumocystales; Pneumocystaceae
Exons: 5
Coding region: 1-855 (284 amino acids)
Biological process (GO): negative regulation of silent mating-type cassette heterochromatin formation; negative regulation of rDNA heterochromatin formation
Cellular component (GO): cytosol; Rpd3L complex
Source: RefSeq, a predicted model, not a curated record
AUGAAAGAUGAAGAGACUCUGGAAGAAUUGAUUCGAUUUAAAGAGGCACUUGCACGGCCAGAAAAUGCAUCUGAUUCAAGUUCGUCAGUUAAUAUUUAUCUCGGAAAUAGAGGAUGUAAAUUAAAGCGCAAAGCACGUUAUGCUUAUCGUGGAAAACUUGGAAUUCCUUCCAGUAUUCUUACAGACCGUAAGACGGUAUAUUAUGGAUCAAAGGGGCGUACAGUAAUUCAAAGAAAAAAACAUCGAGAUGGGUCAAUCGAUACGGAUACAGAAAUGUCUACUCAUUCGGAUGAUCCAUAUCACGAUAUUGAUAUUGAUGAAUUAUUGGCACCUAUUUCUCAUCCUGCGGAAUUUUUACGUCGAUCUUGUCGAAAAUCUUUACAAUCUUGUUUAGAAAGUUUAGCAAGACAAUUAUUGGAUACUAUUUCUGAAGAACGUACAUAUAAUAUAUUAUUAUCGAAACUUCUUUCUUUUCUUCUUGGAGAUGAUACAUUUGUUAAUAUGACAUCUCAUUUAAAAUUUCAAGAAACUAAAGAAAUGACCCAGUUUUCCACAGAUCAAACAAUGACUAAGACAUUACCUCUAGGAAUUGAAGUUUCUCAAUCAAUACCAUGUCAAUUGCCUUCGUUUAUGGAUUUUUCUUCUACUAUGAAUGAUACUCUUUUAUGGUGUCAACAAAUGGGUUUAUCCCAAACUGAUAUAAAUGAUUUACGUAAAUUGCUUCAAUCUGCAUUAGAUCGAAGUAUGGAAUAUAUAAGAUGUUUGAUGCAAGUACGAAAUGGAAUUAUUCGUGCUCAACGACUUAUGAAAAAAGUUCAUGAAUGGUGUGAUGAAGCUUCUAAAAGAGAAUCAUAG